Budorcas taxicolor (takin) is the source of this 3719-nucleotide messenger RNA. It is a transcript of the gene EXOC6B, whose product is annotated as exocyst complex component 6B. The transcript has 22 exons. The record is from RefSeq and is a predicted model, not a curated record. The coding region runs from base 82 to 2517 and encodes 811 amino acids. Gene Ontology annotation, cellular component: membrane; exocyst. Gene Ontology annotation, biological process: intracellular protein transport; exocytosis; Golgi to plasma membrane transport. NCBI's taxonomy places the organism in Eukaryota, Metazoa, Chordata, Mammalia, Artiodactyla, Bovidae.
GCCUGGAGUGAGAGAGAGAGAUUGAGAGCGAAAGGUGAGCGGAGCUGAGGGAGGGGACGCGCUGCGGGGCUCCCCGAGUCUAUGGAGCGGGUUAAGAUGGCGGAGGCGGAGAGCCUGGAGACAGCGGCGGAGCACGAACGGAUUCUUCGAGAGAUCGAGAGCACCGACACGGCCUGCAUCGGGCCCACGCUCAGGUCUGUCUAUGAUGGUGAGGAACAUGGACGAUUCAUGGAGAAGCUUGAAACUCGCAUCCGCAAUCAUGACCGAGAAAUUGAGAAAAUGUGCAACUUUCAUUAUCAGGGCUUUGUGGACUCUAUAACAGAACUGCUGAAAGUGAGAGGAGAAGCCCAGAAACUCAAAAAUCAAGUGACGGAUACUAAUAGAAAACUGCAACAUGAGGGAAAGGAACUGGUGAUAGCAAUGGAAGAGCUGAAGCAGUGUCGGCUACAACAGAGAAAUAUUUCUGCCACUGUUGAUAAAUUAAUGCUGUGUCUUCCAGUUCUGGAGAUGUAUAGUAAACUGCGGGACCAGAUGAAAACUAAAAGGCAUUAUCCUGCACUGAAAACUCUGGAGCAUCUAGAGCAUACCUAUCUUCCUCAAGUCAGCCACUAUCGAUUCUGCAAGGUGAUGGUGGACAAUAUCCCCAAGCUUCGAGAAGAAAUUAAGGAUGUGUCUAUGUCCGAUCUCAAAGACUUUCUGGAGAGUAUCCGCAAACAUUCAGACAAAAUUGGAGAGACUGCCAUGAAGCAAGCACAACAACAAAGAAACCUGGAUAACAUCAUCUUGCAACAACCCAGGAUAGGUAGCAAGAGAAAAUCUAAGAAAGAAGCAUAUACAAUUUUUGAUACAGAGAUAGAAAGCACUAGCCCCAAGUCUGAACAAGAUUCAGGAAUUCUGGAUGUUGAAGAUGAGGAAGACGAUGAAGAGGUACCUGGGGCCCAAGAUUUGGUUGAUUUCUCUCCUGUUUAUCGAUGUCUGCACAUAUAUUCUGUCUUGGGGGCCCGGGAAACAUUUGAGAACUAUUACCGAAAACAAAGGCGAAAACAGGCUCGUUUGGUGCUCCAGCCUCCAUCUAACAUGCAUGAAACCUUAGACGGCUACAGGAAGUAUUUUAAUCAAAUUGUCGGCUUUUUUGUGGUUGAAGAUCACAUUUUACAUACAACACAGGGCUUAGUAAAUAGAGCCUACAUUGAUGAACUGUGGGAAAUGGCACUUUCAAAAACCAUCGCAGCACUCCGUACUCACUCGUCUUACUGCUCUGAUCCAAACCUCGUGUUAGAUUUGAAGAACCUCAUUGUGCUUUUUGCUGACACACUUCAGGUAUAUGGUUUUCCUGUAAAUCAGCUUUUUGACAUGUUAUUAGAAAUCAGAGACCAGUAUAGUGAAACUUUGCUAAAGAAGUGGUCAGGUAUUUUCAGAAACAUACUUGAUUCUGACAACUACAGUCCUAUACCAGUAACAAGUGAAGAGAUGUAUAAAAAGGUGAUAGGACAGUUCCCUUUCCAAGAUACAGAGCUGGAAAAGCAACCAUUCCCAAAAAAGUUUCCAUUUUCUGAAUUUGUGCCAAAAGUUUACAACCAAAUUAAAGAAUUUAUCUACGCCUGUCUGAAGUUUUCAGAAGAUCUUCAUCUAAGCUCAACUGAAGUUGAUGACAUGAUUCGUAAAUCAACAAACCUGUUGCUAACUAGGACUCUAAGCAACUCUCUGCAGAAUGUCAUUAAAAGGAAGAAUAUUGGACUUACUGAGCUUGUCCAGAUUAUUAUCAAUACAACACACUUGGAGAAAUCCUGUAAGUACUUGGAGGAAUUUAUCACCAAUAUCACUAAUGUCCUUCCAGAGACAGUCCACACUACCAAGCUGUAUGGCACCACGACUUUUAAGGAUGCCAGACAUGCAGCUGAAGAAGAGAUUUAUACCAACUUAAACCAGAAGAUUGACCAGUUUCUUCAGCUGGCUGACUAUGACUGGAUGACAGGAGAUUUGGGCAGCAAAGCGAGUGAUUAUCUAGUGGACCUCAUUGCCUUUCUACGUAGCACCUUUGCUGUGUUCACACACCUUCCUGGAAAGGUGGCCCAGACAGCAUGUAUGUCAGCUUGCAAGCAUUUAGCCACAUCUUUGAUGCAACUUUUGCUGGAGGCUGAAGUAAGGCAGCUCACCUUGGGAGCAUUACAGCAGUUCAACUUGGAUGUCAGAGAAUGUGAACAGUUUGCCAGAUCCGGCCCGGUGCCUGGGUUCCAGGAGGACACGCUGCAGUUGGCCUUCAUCGACUUGAGACAACUUUUGGAUCUCUUCAUCCAGUGGGAUUGGUCAACCUACCUUGCUGACUACGGUCAGCCCACCUGCAAGUACCUCCGGGUGAACCCUGUGACGGCUCUGACGCUGCUUGAGAAGAUGAAGGACACCAGCCGCAAGAAUAACAUGUUUGCACAGUUUCGGAAAAAUGAGCGAGACAAGCAGAAAUUGAUUGACACCGUGGCCAAGCAACUCCGGGGACUCAUCAGCAGCCACCACUCAUGAAGACGGGCCUCAGGCCCACAGAGGCUGCUGGCUGCAGCCCCAGAGUCUGGGACCCAGCGCUGGCUGGCCCUGCCUUUGUGCAUUCUUCUUCAAAGAGAACAAAUGUAUUUUUUUAUAAUAACCUAUGUACAGUAUUCGCAUAACCUUUCCCUAUAGUAGAAGAGGCACGAGAGUAAGCAAGUCCAUGAGACGUUGCUCAGCCAGGCUUCAGGGGAAGCCAUGCUACACUGUAUCUUCCUAGAGACGGUGGUGUCAUCCGUCCAGUGUGAGGAACCACCUUUCAUCUGUGGCUCUAGAGCUUAGGUCUGGGGCUCAGAAACUGCACAAACAAAAUGGGCACGUGGCACUGGGAGGUAAGGUGAGUAGGCAGAAGGAUAAUAAAGUGCAUCCUGUUCACUCCUCGGUACCCCAUUCACUGCGUGGGUGAGGCUGGUUGUUGUUGAUGCAAGGAAAGGGCCUGGAAGACCCUACUCCUUGGUCCAUGAAAGACCAACACGCAGCUGUGGAGUUCCAGAGGUUUCUUCUCCUCAGUCCAGUGACUUUCCCUGACCAGACAGCAAGCAUGCCGUUGUGACCAGAUGAGAGCUUCACUGCCGUCCCCCUGAGGAUGGCGUCUUUUAGCCUAGAUCUGCCCGCAGUGCUUUCACUCCUGGUUCUUCUGGGCCAUGGGAGAGCCAAGUACGCAGCGGGACUAACUAGACCUCAUGACUAGCUGUGGGCCGCCCCCACACCCAGAGGAGGUCUUGACGCCAGUGUGAAUGGGAUCAGAGCCCCAGCCCCUUCCCCGUUCCUCUCACUGCCUUCUUUCCAGGUCAGGCGCCUGGUUCAGGGCAUAUGUCCGCAGUUAUUCCACAGACAGAGAAUCUCAGACUCGGCCUCCUCCAGCAGUGUCAUUGGGAUAGUCAGCUUGCAGAAGCCUGAAAAAUGACCUUUUGCCUUCCGCUUAGGUAAAACCUGAAGAUUACUGGGAAUCGUUCCUUUGUGUUUUAAAACCAGCUUUCUGGCCACCAUCUCUAUAGGAAAUGCCACCAGCUUUGUGCUGUGGAGAGAGCUUUCUCUGGGCAUGCCUCUGGGAUGGAGCCACUGUCACCAUGAAGUAGAGCAGCUCAACCAUGACUAAUGGUUUGUCACCCCAGCCAUCCCUCACCAAGUCAUACCCUGGAUAAGAAGCUCCUGCUCAAGCCUAAAGCUUCUGUCCCCCU